AUGUUCGUUCAGAAGCAUAAAAAGGAUUUGGAGGAGCUGGCAAACAUUCGCCAGGCGCUCAUUUGCCUCCCUUACCAUCUGGUCACAACAGAAAAAGAGAUGAGCUGUUUGGCUCGGAUAGCAGAUGAGGAAGAGAAGCUUGUGAAGAAGAUAGUUAUUCCAUCUUUUAUUUCUGAGGAAAAACUCUCGUGUAUUAUUGAAAUAGCCAAUCAUGCUGAUUUUGAAAUCAUAGAUGGCCAACCUUCGACAGAGGAAGUUCCAGAAUGUAGUAAAGGACACCAAGGUAACGUCCACCCAAAUAUAACAAAGCAUCCGCAAAAUGAUAGUUGUUAUUCUAGCCAUGUAGUAAAGGAGGAUACGUUUUGCCAGUUGCCAUUAUUAUCGGAGUAUGAGCAGCAUAAUAAUAAUUGCUACUCCAGCCAUGUAGUAAUGCAGGAUAGGCUUUCCCAGUUGCCAGAUGAAAUUCUUGUGUCAAUUCUUUCUCAGUUGACAUUGAGAGAACCGAAUCUCAGAGUUCGGGAUAAGGCGUUGAAUCCAGAUUUUUGCGAAAAGGAAGGGCUGAGGCAUAUCAAUUGGAUUAAUCAUGUUGUGGAUUUACACAGAUCUCAUACUUUAGAAGAAUUCAGUGUCCGUCUUCUUUUUGAAGGUAAUUUCAAAUGUGAAAUUGAUAAAUGGCUCAAGUUUGCAUCAUCAAAGAAGGUCGAAAGCCUUGAAUUAUUCUUGCUAAUUGGUUAUUGGGUAGAAUCCGAUCGAUAUUCCAUUCCCAUUGAGCUUUUAAAUCAUGGAAGUAGUGAUGCUUCACUCUUUGGCUUCGGGGCUCUCAAAAGUCUAACUCUAGACGGAAUUGAUGUGUGCAAUCAAGUUGCCAAGAUUUUCCUCUCCAACUGUCCUCUUCUUGAACAGUUACCUAUAAGAAAUUCUCGGUUAUUGAAACAUCUAGAAAUUGGUCCUUCCCUCAAGUUGAAGCAUUUGGAGAUAUAUCUAUGCAAAAUAGAUUAUUUGGAGAUCUGUAAUGCCAAUCUUAUCUCCUUUGGUUUCAAGGGAACGGAGGAAACAAACUUGUGUCUAGAGAAUGUUUCUUCGGUUGUGAAUCUUCAGAUUGAGGUUUACCGUGGAUCGCUGCCAAUUCUCAUUGAUUUGAUUGCAACAAAAUUCAGUGAAGUGGAGAAGCUUUCAUUUGAAGUUAGUUCUGACCAAUUGAGGGCUCUUGAUUUUCGUCAUUCUUUUCCGAAAUUCAACAAUCUCAAAUGGCUUAUAUUGAGUGUUGUCGAUUGCACUCUACUUGAAGUUACUCCACUUCUGCAGGCAUCUCCAUACCUGCAAAUGUUCGAGAUCAAGGAUCUAUGGUGGAACUAUUCUACCGCUACCUAGACAUAUUCCGUACCACCAUCUCAAAGUGGUCCGAUAUGAAGGUUAUCUUGGCGGUACAGCUGAUGAGGAAUUGAUAAAUUACCUUGUCGAAAAAUCUUUAACGCUUGAGAAAUUCAUCGUUAGUCCUUGCGAUCAGUCAUAUUCCGAAGUUGAGCGAAAAACCAGAAGUCGGGCUUGGCGGCAGCUACAAGGAAAAUUUUCCAAAGGAGUCGAGCUGGUGAUCCUUUAAAUCACCCUCUGAGUACUACAUCUAUGACUCAGUUGAAUUACCAAAGAUUUAUCAGUAGCAGUUAUGAUUUACAAGCACUCUAAAUUUAGGCUAUAUGCAAUACUAGGAGCAGAUGCAGUGAUUUGGAGUAGUGUUUACUUGUUUUCGUAUAUUAGACCUUCUCUAUCAGUGCUACCUUUAUGAUCUGUAAUUUCCUAUUCCAGUUUUCAAUACAAUCAAUCUAUCUAUGUUAACCGUGUGA
Molecule: messenger RNA, 1841 nt
Organism: Nicotiana tabacum (common tobacco)
Lineage: Eukaryota; Viridiplantae; Streptophyta; Magnoliopsida; Solanales; Solanaceae
Source: RefSeq, a predicted model, not a curated record